AUGACUGCGCCUGAGGCUUUCAUAUGGACGUCGUAUGAUCAGAUUUUGGGUCAGUUGCCGGCGUUUUGUAGGGCUAGUGAGCACAUGUGGACUGCACGGGGUCCAUUGAUCCAUAUGGACAUCGUUGAGCAUCACGCACCCGACCGUGUAUUACGGCAGUUUGGGCAUGUGCAGAACAUACCCGCGGCUACACAUUGGGAGCACUACCACUACACCAGGGACGAGCGUUCGAUCGACAGUGCGGCAUGGCGGGCGCGUAUGCACCAGGAAGUCAAUGCAUGGAACGCGAGGAUGACGACUCUAGCGGCGGUCGGACAUGACACUCCGGUCCAUGAGUACAUGACUUGGUAUAUGCAUAUCACUCGCACCUUGAUUGCCAACCCCUUGACGUCGCGUCCUGAUGGCCGAGAAUAUGCAUCACUCUCAGGAGCGUACGAAGUGCUGCUACGGAUGACUCUGAUGAUACGCUAUGAGAGCAUUCCCCUUACGGAGUCCACCGACCCCGGGAUAGCGGCAUAUGCGGCACGGAUAGUUCAUCUUACCGACACUGGUAUGACACAGGCACAGGAGUGGCAUCGUGUCGAUGAGGAUGUACCAGAGGGUGUUCCUGAGGGUGGUAGGGCUGAUAGAGGUGGGCGGGCUGGCAGAGGUGGUCGGGGCGAGAGGUCAGUGGCGGAGGUGGCAUCAUUUCCGCAGGUGCCAGUUGGUGAUCUACAUAUGGGAGGCGGAGAUGAGGACUUGGAUAUUAUUUUCGAUGACUACUUUCUUCGUUCUACAGCCGGGCCUACGGCACCAUCUGCAUCUCCGGCUCCGCGGGCCGCUCAGGAGCCCUCUCACAUGCCAUCUCAGGAGCCGUCGACACACAGGUUCAUUCUUUUUGCGCCUGUGGACCCGUCUCCGCCUGUCCAGAUUGACCCGUCUCCACCUCCGACUACGGCCCGGGUUCAUUCUUCUACUCCUGUGGUCCAGUCUCCUCCGAUUGAGUCAUCUCCUGAGGCAUCUACAGAGGCUACUUAG
Messenger RNA from Lycium ferocissimum, 1017 nucleotides. RefSeq lists its product as uncharacterized. The coding region runs from base 1 to 1017 and encodes 338 amino acids. The record is from RefSeq and is a predicted model, not a curated record. Lineage: Eukaryota; Viridiplantae; Streptophyta; Magnoliopsida; Solanales; Solanaceae. The transcript has 6 exons.